UGCGCCAGUCAUCACGAUGGGAUACUGGUGCGCGGUGGUUAGCAUCUUGGCCUUCGCGGCCGUAGCGCUUGCAUCUGUGGGGGACAAUACCCUGGACGGUGGAGAACGAGUUGUCCUAGUUUCCCCAGUGCUCGCACCACCCAGAGACUCGGGGGCUAAUAAUGGAGCGCUUCGCGCCAGACAAUUCCCAGUUUUAGUGCUACUAUCUCGUCAAAGUUCUCCGGAUAAUGUGCGUGAACAUGAAGCAAAAUCAUUGGAUAGGAACCCCCGGCCAAUUUACGUUAAGAAACUAGAAGACCAAGAGGUACCAGGUCGCUCAAACCGUCAGCGCCGUCAUUUACACAAGAAGCAUUUCGGCUACUUUGUGGGCGGUGGGCACGGUGGCGGAUAUGGCGGCGGAUAUGGCGGCGGAUAUGGCGGCGGAUACGGUGGCGGAUAUGAUGGUGGAUACCAACAACCAGCCAAAACAAUUGUUGUGAAAGUCGUGAACCAAGGUUACGGCGGAGGUCACCACGGAGGCGGCGGAUAUCCCAGCGGCGGCGGUGGCGGCUACGGAGGCGGCGGUGGAUUCGGUGGUGGCGGCGGAUUUGGAGGCGGCGGUGGUUAUGGAGGAGGUGGCGGCGGCGGUGGCGGCGGCGGCGGUUACGGCGGCGGUGGAUAUCCUAGUCAUGGCGGUGGUGGCUACCCCAGUCAAGGCGGAGAGUGUGGAGGCGGAUGCGGCGGCGGCGGCGGUGGCGGCGGUGGCGCAACCGCCACUGCACAUGCUACUGCUCAUGCUUCUGCGUAUUCCAACUCAUAUUCCAACUCCUAUACGUACAGAAAACGCUAACUUUCGAUUGUGUAGUAAUCAAAUUGCUAAAAGUGAAGGACAAUAAGUACUGUGAGUCAAUUUUGAAGAUGUCGUUCUACCAAAAUAGCUUUAAGAAAAUUUUAUGAGUGUUACAUGGAAAAUAAUUUUUAACUUAAUUAAUUGUUCUAUUUUUAAUUAUAUAACAUUAUCAUCUAUUGUUGUUUGCUAUUUACCUGAAAUAUGUUAAUUUAGCAGUAUCAUAUUCUUGUAAUAUGAUUAUAAUAAUUGAAUUAACUGUACCUAGUAAUGAAUAGAUAGAGAAAGAAGAUUUAUCCAUGUAAUACCAGCAGUGAAGCAUUAAUAAUUCUAGC
Messenger RNA from Hyposmocoma kahamanoa, 1161 nucleotides. Its product is annotated as glycine-rich protein 23-like. The coding region runs from base 17 to 829 and encodes 270 amino acids. The record is from RefSeq and is a predicted model, not a curated record. NCBI's taxonomy places the organism in Eukaryota, Metazoa, Arthropoda, Insecta, Lepidoptera, Cosmopterigidae. The transcript has 5 exons.